AGCUGGGAGACCUUUAACGCACAGGUGGGAGAAGCUCGUGCCAUAGGACGGCCCCCUCUUUCAGUUCCUCGGCGGAGGAGGUGUGCGGCUGACAUUUGUUGUUGCCGUUUGGGACAGGAGACAAAACGUUUCUGCAAACAGGUGUGAGAGGCACACUAACCCGCGCUCAACGCAGAUAUUCCUCUUUAUUAUUAGGGAGGGGGAAAGCGACACCGCGCCGUUCCUCCUUUUUCUGCCAAAAAGAGGAAUCGGCUGUAACGGCGAGCUUUUUUUUUUUUUUUUUUCUUUACUUUCUGCGGUGUUAAUUGGGAUAAUUUCAGGAAAUAUCCGGCCGGUUAUUAAACGGCAGGUCAGCAGAAAAGCCAUGUCAAGUAAGAGAUCAUGCUCGGAUCUGACGAGGAGAAGCCGGAGCCCCGUCGCCUCGGAGGCUGAGAUGAUGUUCAGCCAAUUUCAGGACUGGUGCCUCCGCACUUACGGGGACUCCGGUAAAACAAAGACGGUCACCCGGCGAAAAUACAACAAGAUCCUGCAGACGCUGCUGCAGGGCGACGAGGCGGACGGCGUCUACGCGGAGAACAGCCACAUCAACGCCAAAUUCAAAUUCUGGGUGAAAUCAAAAGGCUUUCAGCUCGGGGGCGUCCAAGGCGACUACAAGAAAGGGGCAUCCGGAAAACCUGUCCUUUACGUCCCCAUCAAGGCAGCGUGCGUUGAUGGGGUCUCUGCACCGGACAGUGCGGCCCUGAAACGUGUGGCUGUGGUGGAGGACUUCUUCGACAUCAUCUACGCCAUGCAUGUAGAGGUGGGCGCGGACCCUGCCAAGGCGCCCAAGCACGCCGGCCAGAAGAAGACGUACAAGGCGAUCGCCGAGACAUACGCUUUCCUGCCCAGGGAGGCGGUGACCCGCUUCCUGAUGAGCUGUGGCGAAUGCCAGAAGAGGAUGCACAUCAAUCCGAGUGGCGCCGAAUUCAAAGAGAACGACCGGCCCACAUCGCUCGUCCCCGAUCUGAUCGACUACAACAUGCCGCUUACCACGGCCUACCUGAAGCAGAUGAAGAUGGGGUGCAUGAACGCCAAUGAGCAGGAUGAGAGUUCGGUGAGCAGUGAAGAUUUUGACAUGAGCGACCCCACAUGGCUGUCAGCUGAUCAGUGCCCCACGUCCGACCUGAGUCCCGGCCACCUCGAUAGAAUGCACAGCCCGCUGAACGCGCACAAGGAGGAGGAUGAUGAUUCGUCUUCGGAGAGCGGCAGUGGGAAUGGCAUGCUCAGUCUGACUCCCCCAUCUGCGGGCGCGGCACCCUCGUCCCAGAACCCUAGUGCGGGCCCGUACAGCGAGGUGAACGGCACCGGCGCCGGCUGCCCCCUGGAUUUCAGCAUCACAUCCUCUUCCUCCUCCUGUGAUGACCGGCAGCCCGCAGGGGCCUCACUGGGCCCCUUCCAGCCCGACCCCCCUGACGGCCUGCGCAGGAAGUACCCCAGCAAGCCCGCGCACCUGGACGGCCACGUCAGGGAUUACAACAACAAGUCUCCACCCUACGGCUCAAGGAGCUACGACUCUGUGAAGACGGAGCCCGGAGCAGAGGAUCUGACAGUGAGCCGGGUCCAGGCCGGAGAUGACGACGACGACGACCACGACGACCAUGACGACAGCGACAAGAUCAACGACACCGAGGGGGUGGACCCGGAGAGACUGAAAGCCUUCAAUAUGUUUGUAAGGCUCUUCGUGGAUGAGAACCUCGACCGCAUGGUGCCCAUCUCCAAGCAGCCCAAGGAGAAGAUCCAGGCCAUCAUCGAGUCGUGCAGCCGUCAGUUCCCCGAAUUCCAGGAGCGAGCCCGCAAGCGUAUACGCACCUACCUCAAGUCCUGCAGACGGAUGAAGAAGAACGGCAUGGAGACGCGGCCGACGCCCCCGCACCUCACGUCCGCCAUGGCCGAGAACAUCCUGGCGGCUGCCUGUGAGAGCGAGACGCGCAAGGCGGCCAAGAGGCUGCGUCUGGACACAUACCAGGCGGCGGAAGAACAGAUUGCACUAGACAAGCCGGGCACACGGGAGCUGGCCCCCCUGACACACCCGGCGUACUCCCUGGCCGCCUCAACCUACCCCCAGGACCAACUCUACAUCAACGGCGGGCUCAGCUACAGUUACCGUGGUUACGGGGGCCUGGGCGCCAGUAUGCAACACCCCGUCUCCCUGACAACCGGUGCAGCACAGAGCAACGGGCCGACUGACCUCAGCAUGAAGUCUCUGGCUUCUAACUCCUCAUCCUCCAGCUCCAACAGCCAUGGACGGGGUGGGGGGGGCAGUGUGAGCCACUCAUCGCAGCUGAGCCCCACCGAGAUCACGGCAGUGCGGCAGCUCAUCGCCGGUUACCGCGAGUCAGCUGCAUUCCUGCUGCGCUCAGCCGACGAGCUGGAGAGCCUGAUCCUGCAGCAGAACUGAGCCCCCCCCCCCCUGCCCAAGCCGCCCCCCCUCCUGCUGUACACCCUCACGUCCCACCACUUCCUCACCAUCCUCAUCCUCAGCUCCUCCUCCUUCAGCGACAAUUUUGGGGCGGAAAACUGCAUCGCUCCACCAUCACUGUAAAAAAAAAAAAGGGGGGGGGGGGAGAGAAGUUCGGCAGAAGCUGAGAAUCUACCAAGUGGUGUGUUUGUUGCACAGCUGGAAGCAGGAGAGUGCUGGCAGUCUGGGCCGGACUGGGCCACAUCACUCCUUUAUGGUGUCACGGUACUGCACUGACCCAGAGCACCCAGCGCUGGUCUCAUCAAACAGCUGCUUGAGGAACAGACUGUACUUUUCUACUAAACUCAUUCCUUAAUGACAAUUAUUUUGUGUUAAUUUAAUGUUUCUGUUUUGAGGGCCAUUGAAUAUUUUUGUGUCUGUUAAGCUACUGAAAAAAGUUGUGACUUACCGGAUGGCACUAACCCUACGGAAACACUUUGAGCAGCGUUUGGGGGGGGGGCCCGAGAAAGGGAAAGGGACAGGGAAUAAAAGUGGACUUUGCUCACUGUAAAUACGCUCUCUGUGUUCUGAAGCACUUUGCCCCCCAGCCCAAUCGACUCUGCCCUUGGGAGAAACACUCCGUUUAUGCAUACUGUAUGGAAACACCCUGCUUGUUUUAUUUUUAUUUUUUUCCUCUUACGUGGAAAUACCUCAGAUGUACAUAGCGUCCCUCUGCCCCCACCCCAUCCCUACCGAGUCUAAACCAACGACCUGCGUGUCACCAGCUUUCUGAGAAAAGAAGCACGCUGGAAAAUAAACACGGCUUCUGCAGCUUCACAGUAA
Molecule: messenger RNA, 3280 nt
Organism: Paramormyrops kingsleyae
Lineage: Eukaryota; Metazoa; Chordata; Actinopteri; Osteoglossiformes; Mormyridae
Gene: nol4lb
Product: nucleolar protein 4-like b
Source: RefSeq, a predicted model, not a curated record